Molecule: messenger RNA, 1596 nt
Organism: Enterospora canceri
Lineage: Eukaryota; Fungi; Microsporidia; Enterocytozoonidae
Source: the annotation of a GenBank genome assembly
AUGGAAAAGGAAGAACCAGAAAACACAUUUGAAGUAGAAGAAGAGCAAAAUGAUAAGAAGAAGAGAAAGAAGACUAUCAUCAUCGGAAUAAGUGCAGUGAUAUUUGUGACACUGAUAAUCUUUGUGAUAUUGCUGGCAGCUGGAUCAAAAAAGAAGAAAGAAGCAGCUGAGAAUAAAGUGCAAGUGAAGAAGAAGGAAAAGAAAUCAAAGAAGCCAAAACCAAAGAAGAUGAAGACACCCAAAUCACUGACACCACAAACGGAUCCAGUUAAUCCCCAACAAGAGUACGCCUACGAAUAUGGUGAUGAUGAUCAAAAUUUGGAUUAUAGGGAUAAUUUUGAGCCAGGAUGGCAGAUUGACCGUGGAUUUGUGGGAGAAAAGGUCAUUGAAGCCCCGCCUGAAAAUCGAGAAAACGCGCUACAACGAAUAUAUGGUGGUGUUUUUAAGGCCGUCUAUAAUUACGCUAACUAUCGCAACCUCUACGUGUUCACUGAAUUGGGUGACGUUGUCAAAGAAACCAGACGUAAAAGCGCACAAGAUACCGCAAAGAUCGUAAAUAAUCAGCUGAAGAAAAAUGACAAUUCGGCAAUGAACAAGGCCAUUCACCUGCUCCAGGUAGGCGUGUAUCACGGCUGUUCAACAAAGGAAGAUUUGGAGGACAUCAACAGUGACGCACAGUUCUCUCUACCAAUUUCAUACUUGUUUGGUUCUGGACAGGGCACUUUUAUUUUACUGCUCUCUAGCAGUGAGCUAAACAUUGAUACGAUACUCAAGGCGUAUACAGUUGAUAGGGCGGGACCAGUAAACGAAAGACUAGAAACUGAGGCAAAAAUACUCAAGGAAAUCAGAAAGGAGCAGCCACAUAAUAUCCUCUCUGUCUACUACAUUGGCGUAUAUGAACUUACAUACGAGACAACCACGUACAAGUAUUCUGUCGCAGCAUUGGAGUACGCCCAAUACGAUAUCUCAGUGAUCAACCUAAAAAGCUCAAAAGUUGAUUCACGAUACUUCACCGAUGCACAAUGGAAAAACUUCGAAAACGGCCUACGAACAUUGGCCAAAGACAUUUUGACUGCAUUUGUCUGGCUACACAAGAAGGACUUUGUCUACAUGAAUCUGACACUGAACAAUGUCAAGGCAAUCAAGAACAGAUACGGCUACGAAUUCAGGUUGUGGGGAUUUGAGAAUGCGUUUGAAAUAAAGAAAUGUGGCGUUGGUGAAAAAAUAAAAGAUGAUAUGUCAAUCAAUCCUAGACUGAGAUACAUCUGUAACCAGGACAACAAAAUGAUUGGAUCAUUCACUGAUAUCUUCUCACUAGGAACAAUGAUGAGCUUAUUAGGGGGAGUCAAGGACCCAACCAAUUUUGAACAAAUCAUCGAUGCAGCCAAUAUCCAGAACACUGAACCAAAUGACAUCUACGACUGCGCAUUCAACAACAAACUGUCGUUGAAUUGCCGUGAUUUCAUUGACAAAUGCCUGGAAAAGAAUGCCAAUGGGAGACCAGAUGCAAAAACCCACCUCAAUCACCCAUUCAUCACAGGUGAUACCGUAGACGAAUACAGUGAGGACAGAAAGGCGUAUUUGGGAGAUGAAUAG